GUGACGUGGGCGUGCGGCUCGACCAACGUCUACCGGGUCGGGCACAAGGGCAAGGUCGAUCUGAAGGUGCUGUGGCCGGCGACCUGCGGGCACAUCUACUGCGAGCACCUGCCUGUUCUUGGGAAGAUGGAAGACCCCAGUAGCACGGGAGAGCCGGAGCUCCCCUCAGCGCCCUUGUCUGUGGGCGAGAGAGUUCGCGUUGUCGUGAGUCUGGAGGAGCUGAGAACCCUGCAGGAGGGACAUGGGGGAUGGAAUCAUAGGAUGGCUGAGUGCCUGGACAAAAUUGGCAUAGUCCACCGCAUCACGUGCAAGGGCGACGUGCGCGUGCAAUACGAGGGCUAUGCCACACGCUGGACCAUCCACCCGCGAGCACUGGCCAGGGUCACCACCUACACCCCUGGCGAUGUCGUGGUGGUCAUCAGUGACGUUAAUAAGGUCAAAGAAUACCAGAAAGGUCACGGGGAAUGGAUUGAGUAUAUGAAGAGUGCUCUUGGCAAAACGGGUGUGGUGGCGCGAGUCUACCCCGAUGGUGACCUGAGGGUCAACAUCGAGGGCAAAACGUGGACCUUCAACCCCCUGUGCGUCUCACUGGCUCCCCGCACAGCCGAGUACAACAACACCAUGAGGGCUAAUGAGAGAACAGAACACGCAGGCCCUCUAGCAUCAAUACUGCACCAGCUGCUAGAUACAGAGCAGGACAGUUCAGUGGUGGACCAGCUGGUGAGGGAGGCUGCGCAAGGUCACACGCAGGCUGUCUCGCAUCUCCUGGCGAAACAUCCUGACAAGGUGGAUGGGCGGAGUUCCGGGAAGACGUGCCUGCAGGUGGCAUGCCAUCAGGGCCAUAUGGACAUCGUGCGUCUGCUGCUAGACCACAAGGCGUCACUUGAGAUUGCUGAUGAUGACGGCGAUGUGGCACUGCAUUACUCAGCUUUUGGCAACCAACCUGAAAUCAUGGAGCUGCUCCUACGCAAGGGGGCAUCUAUCAACGUGGUGAACGAGGGCAGGUGCUCGGCCCUCCACGUUGCCGUCAAUAAGCAGCAUGCAGCAUGCGUCAAAGUGCUGCUCAAGUACAGCUGUGAUGUCAAUGUACAGGACUCCUACGGUGACACGGCACUGCACGAUGCAAUUGGAAAGGACAGCAUUGAGAUCCUAGAGUUGCUCGGAAACUCGCCGCACCUCGACCUGAACCUGCGCAACAAGAGGGGCUUCAACGUCCUCCACCAUGCAGCGCUUAAGGGGAAUAACUUUGCUGCUGAGAAGCUGGUUCUUCGCUCAAGGCAAUUUGUAGAUGUGCGCAAGGACGAUGGGUUUGCAGCUCUCCACCUGGCGGCCUUAAACGGACACCGACAGGUUGCGGAAACGCUCAUCACCCUCGGCCAGGCUUCUGUCGACAUCACCAACAACAAGAAGCAGACGCCCCUCCUCCUCGCUGUGUCACAGGGUCACUGUGGUGUUGUUGAGCUCCUGGUGGACAGCAAUGCUGAUGUAAGGGCAUGUGAUGAGGAUGGGGACACGGCACUCCACUUGGCACUUUUGAAGAAUUCCACCACAACACAUGCCCAUCCCUCUCAUGCCCCAACCAUCACACAGAUCCUCAACAACAUCUCCCAGCGAGGUUUUGAGAACAAGGUGUCCCUGGCUGUUGCCUGCUAUCUAGUGCAGAAGGGUUGCAGCAUCACUGUGGCCAACAGUCGAUCGAAGACACCUCUCGACCUCAUCAAUGACACCAACACCAUUGACCUGCUGCAGAGCUAUUCCACACAGGCUAGCAGUGCAGACACGAUGGCCCGUGUUGACAUGGACCUGAAGGCAUUGGACCUGGCAGCUGAGAGCAUUCGCCAUGGCAGCAGCGUUGGUGUUGGCAUCCUCGAUGGGCCUUCAUCCUCCUCCUCAUCAUCAGAGUCCCCAUCAGGAGGCUCCUUCACUGGAGGGAACAACAAGCCCCAGUCGGUGUCCCAGCCUGUGAGCCCAGCCAAAAGCCAGGGCGAGCAGGUCAUGGUGCCCGGUACUUCUGAGCCCAUGAACAACUGUGACAUUGAGAAGAUUGUAGAGACUAAGGAAGAGUGCUCGAUUUGCUUGGAGUGUCCAGCCACGGUGAGGUUCCAGCCAUGUGGGCACUGCGUCACCUGCGAGGACUGCUCCACACGCGUCAAGAAGUGCUUCCAAUGCCAUGCAGUUGUGCUGACCAAAGUUACAAAAGAUGGCCGAACAGUCUCCAGCAAGGCUCGGCAGCCAUCCGCGGAGAGACUGCGCUACCUGGAGACCAAGAUCGCUGAGAUUGAGGAGGCUCACUGCUGCAGCAUCUGCCUGGAGCGCCGUCGUAGCGUUGCCUUCCUCUGUGGUCAUGGAGCAUGUGUCAUCUGCGCCCAGACACUGAAGACGUGCCACAUGUGUAGGAAGCCCAUUUCAAAGAAGAUUAAUCUCUAUUGAUAAUAAGGGGUUGGAGUAGGGUUCAAUUUUCCUUUUUUGUUUUUUCUCUCUCUCUUUUGUGUUUAUGAAAAGGUCUAUGUGAUGAUGCUGAUUUUAGACCCUCUUUGGAGUGUUCUUGUUCUACAGGAUGAUCAUAUGAAAGGAAAAGGAUAUUCUGAUAUCAGGGCAUAUAUUAUUCUAUUUUUUCAAGGUCUAGACUAGGACCUUCUUGUGAAAGUCUUUUUAGUGUUAAAUUAAAAAAGAUGUUAUUCAUUGCCAAGAGGAAAGGAAAAAUACAUCAUAAUAUGUACUGCAAGCUCUCCAGUAUAACAGAAGGACAUUAAUUAUUAACACAAUAAAAUGCAGAGUUGGCAAAAGUACUUCAUUCAAAGGAAAUGGAAGGAUACAUAUAUACAUACAUACAUACAUACACACGGACAUUUCAUAUAAUGUGUACAUUCAGACACGUGUAAGGAGCGUUACAGUGGUAUAUUGUGAUUGCAGUAAAAGAAUGGUCACUUAAUGAUAAAGAUUUGUACUUUUAAUGCAAAGUUAUGUCUGCUUGCCCAAAAGUGUCAGUGUUUACUGCACUGUAUCAUUUAGACCUGUGUAGUACAUUACUACCUUGUAUAUAUUGUAGAUUUGAAUUAUGUUCACCCCCACUGUCAUUCAUAGUAUGUUUACAUUCUUUGGUCACUUCAUUUAAUUAUCAUUGUUUUUUCUUCUAGUCAUUUCCAUUAUGAAAUGAUGACCCUGUUUUCUGCUAGAUUUUUAUUAUGUUAUGGAGUAUAUACCUCACCCAGUAAUUGCCUCAGUUUUAUUUUAUACCAGGUUAUUUCUUCCCAUCUUUCCUUUUUCUUAUGAUCAUUUAUUACUCUUGAUCUUCCCCACUUUUUUUCUUUUGUCUUUUGUUAUUCGGUUUCUUCUUUUAUUAUCCUCAUGUUCCUUUAGUCUUUUCUUCCGAUCCCUCCUUCCGCUCUCUGUGCUCUUCCGCAUCCUACGUGGAGCGAGGAAUUGCAAGUGAAGCGAGCACUCAAGCAGGCAAGCCCACGUAAACCAAGAUGCUAGGGAUGGGUAGUUCACUCUGCGAGGUAUCUAGACAUUAGACGGCCAGCCUGUUUCCCCUUGUUAUCAUGCUGCCAUCCAGUGCUACUUGGUGCUGAUAUCGUGUAGAUAAGGAAUCUCAUGCUAAUGCAGAAAAAGAGAAAAAGGUUUAAAUGAAAAUGAAUAAUUCACAGAGCAAGAGAUGUAAUUCACGCGUAUUUAUUAAAUCUAAUGUAAUUCUCAAGAGGAGUUAAAAAGCAAGCAUGUAAGUGACAUAACUGACAUUGUGAAUGAUUAAUUCUCAUUGAAACUUUUUCUAGAAUCUUAUUCAAAACAAGUGGAGAGCACAUAGAUGUUUAAUGCAGAAAUAUUCCUGUAUUGACACACCCCUCACCCCCCCAAGUUUAGAUACAGGUGCAAAUUGAAAUGGAUUUAUUAUUUGAUUUAUCUCACAAGGAAGAGAGUUCAGUAUUGCCUCAAAAUUUGUCAUGUAUGUGUCUGUAUAAUUUAUUUACAGAUAUACAAAUUCAUGAAGGUCUAAGAACAUAAGUGGCACUAUAGUAAAAGUUCAAUAAAAAAUAUGUAUUUUUUUAUUCCUUUUUUUUUUUUUCUUUCCAUAAUAAGAUAGCAGAAGUAAUUUAAAAGAUGAAUACUCGGCAUCAGGGGGUAUAGAGGCUCAGAAUAGCAUGAACUGAAUUUGAGAACGCAGAUGCCAUAGAUACUUUUAAAUAGUUGGUUAAGAAUUUGAGAUCCAUAUCAGUAGCAGUAGGUAUAUAUCACAGUUGUAUGAAAAAUGUACAGCUUUUGAUAGGUUAAGAACACUUGUGUUGAGAAGAGCUUCACUUAAAGCAGAGAUAGUAAUAGUAAAUUAAUUUCGGGCAUGAGACAGAAAUGAACUCUCUCCGUUGUGAUGGACAGAAGUGAGAAACAGUAGGAUUUUUUUCCUUCAUGUAUGCAUGAGUUGCUGGCUCAUUUGCCUUUGUGUUUGGUUGUUGCAAAUAUGGUUUGUCAGUGUUUAGAUAGAUGAGCAGCACCAUUACAGUAUAAUAAAUAGUAUGUUGGACGUUGUGUUUUGUUUUUGGCUGUAAUGUGUCUGGUGAUAUUUUCUUGGUCUCUUUCUCUCACUUUCUCUUUGUGUUGCCUGUUCCACUCGUUCAUAUGCAAAUAUUGAUAUGUUGAUGUGCAUGUAUUUCUGCUAGAAUAUAUAUCACUCAGUCAAAGAAGUUAGCUCUUCUGCAAUGGUAUUGUAUUCAAAGAACAUAUCUGUAAUAUUCUUUCUGUGUAAUGUAGCAAUUCUGUUGGACAUAUUUUCUUGAUGUUUCAGGAUUAUGGAGGAGCUGAAUUUUACUUUAUAAUAUUUUCUAAGGCCACAAACUGAAUGGAGCUCAACAUAUUCUGUAAAUUUCUAACCCUUACAGACAGUUUUAUAUAGAAAAAAAUUAGAGACAGAGAGGGAGAAAAAAAAGUUGAUUAAACACUUUUUCUGACAUGCAUUUGUGUAGGGUCUCUGUGUACUUGAGGAGUCUGUGGAGAUGAAUAAGUGCACAAGUGAAGAAAUCUGGUGCUUUUUUCCAAUGUAUUAGUUUCAGUGUUAAGCAAGAAGAGAGUCAGCCCGUUUUAAAUUUGUAUCUGUACUGUAUGAUUAUAUAAUUUUCGGUUACUUUUUCAAAUAUGUGUUACUGUUCUUGUAUUGUCUUUGAACGUGUUUGCUUCAAUGCCAAUUAUACUUGAGAUAAUUUAGAUGCGAGUGUCUUUAUAUACUCACCUAUUUUCUGAAGCUCUUUAAGUCCCUGCCCCAACAAUUUUGAGCUCAAAAAAAAAAAAAAAAUAGAUAAAUAAAAAAUAAAUAAAUGGGGGGAAAAAAAGCCAUUACGUUGCUGGCUGACACAUUGCUCACUUCUUAGAAUGAUGUGCUUGAUAGAGUAGCACAUAGUUGACCAUUACAGUAGUCUGUUUAAUAAUUAUCAAGGAGAAAUGACACAUUAGGUAUAUUUCCUGCUGACAGCUUCUGGCCGUCCUUUUUCGGUGCUUAAAUUAGACAUUUUACCGCACACACAGUUUUGACUGCACUGCGCUUUGUCUAUCUUUUCUCUCCCAUGAAAAUCAACAAAAACUCAGAAAUCGCAAGCAGAACUUCUCCUUACGUCCACUUGUCAAGCACACAUUUUUUUUUUAUCAGUUUCACUAUGCUGUUGUGGCGUUCUUUGAAAUGACGAUGGUAUAAGAUUUUCCCUCUUGUCUUGAUCAAAAGAGUGUCCUGGAUUAUUCAGUGGCUGUAUAGAGUCUUUGCACUGUAUAGGGUGGGGAAAGUGUAACUGAAUGUAUGUGAGGACAGUUUUUGUGUGUGAAAUUUCUUGUACUAAAUGAGGAAUCUUGUGAUACAGUGUUAAUAGGCAAAAUGUAACCUUCAUUGCAAAAUAUUCUUAAGUCUUCUAAAUAUUAGAUUCCACAUGCCAUAUCAGUAAAACUAGAAGUGAUUUUUGCAGAUUUGACACUAAUGAUUGAUGUAAAUAGAGAGGAAAUUUUGAAUUUAACUAUCAGUUAGUUUUCCUGAUACAGAGUGUAAUAUUUUGUUAAGGGAACACUGUCUGUGCUUUUAAGAUGUAAUUUAAUGAGAAAUUGUUGUAAGAUAAUUUCAUAAAUAUGGUGAAGCCAGGAUCUUUAACAAAAUGUUUCAGAGUACAAUAAGCCCCCUUCCCCCAAAAAAAAGAAUUUUAUAUGGUAUUACAAGAUGAGAACAUGCUUAGGAAAUUCAAACAUUUCUAUUCUUUCUAAAGAGGAAUUUCUACACGUAGAUUUAUGUUUACAUUCUUUCUUUUUCUUAAAUAAAUUAGAAAGCAUCUAAUAAUGUCUUUUUUCUGUCUUUGUGUUUAUUACAACAUGAUUUCAAGGAGGCAUAAUGUGUGUUUUGUUUUUAUUGAGAAUGUGGCAAUGUGGUUGUUUGUUAGUAUGUCGAUGCAUUCCUGUCUUACACCUUUUAUUCAUUAUUCAUGGUUGCUGUUUUUAUCGGUCAUUAAUUUCAUGAAUUCUCUGAAUAUUAUUAUUUUUUAUAUUAUUAUUAUCUAUUAUUAUUAUCAUUAUAGUAUUAUUGCUAUCGAAAUUAGUUACCAUUAUCACCAUUAUUAUUAUUCAACAUAACAAUUGGUAUAAUGGAUAAUCCAAUAUUGAUUACUUCAAACUUGGUUCCAUAUUGAUAUGCAUACUACAGGUGCUAAACUUUAUCAUGGGUUUGCAUUUGACCGAGCAUGACGUAUAGGGAAAAUAUACGCGAGGGUAUACUGGGGCAGCUUGGCUUAGAGUGAUAUUUCAUGCAUUAUUUAUAUAUUGUACUUUUUUUUUUUUUUUUUUUUUGGUAAUGGAUACGUAAAUAACCAGUAUUUUUUUAUUUGCAAUGUUUUCAGUGAACUAAUUACUGUUUUCCUUGUUACUCAUCUUUUACAUUAGUAAGAUGUCAGUAUUGCGUUCAAAUAUCUUUUCUUAAUCUCAUUUUCAAAAGAUAAAGAUUUGUAUUUGUUUGUUUGUAUGUAUGUAUAUGACUGGCUGUGCAUUUGUUUUGUCUGUAUGAAUGUCUGUGUUUGUUUGUGUAUACGUAUGUCUGUUUGUGUAUAUAUGUGUACUUGUUGAAUAAAUGCAUACUCUAUGCCUACUUGUCUCAUUAUUAUGUUAUUAUACGCACUACAUUCAUUCAUUUAUACAUAUGUGUGUAUUUGUAAAUACCCCUUAUGUAAUUAACAUCAAGUUUCAUUUAAUUUUGUUUUGUUGUUAUUAUGGCACAAAUGUGAUUUGCACACAUUUUAUGUUGUGUAGACUAAUGCUUUGUGUUUGUAUAUAUUGUGGUUGGAGGGAUAAAUGGGAACAGCAGUCACCAUAAAACAAAAGGAAACCUUAAGAAAAAGGAAUUAUAUAUAUGUGUAAAUUUGAAGAUAUAAAGAUCCCAUGACCUAUAAUACUAGUCUUUUUUCGGCUAUCUAUUACAGAGUAAUGAGGUUUUUUUUUGUUUUUUUUUUAAAUUCUUUGUUGUCAUCAAUAUAUUAUUGUUAUUAAUGUCAAAAUUUUGUUGGUGUCAUUAUUACCAUUGAAUUCAGAAGCUAAUGCUGGUAAGGUAUUAUUAUUUGAAAUGUUACCUAUGUUCAUUAUUUAUUAAAUUGUAUGAAGAUGUUAUUCUCUUUUUUGUUGUAAUUUUUAUACUGUUAUGGAGCUUUUAGAAAAAAUCUCCCCAGACUUUCAGACUUUAAAAAGUUUCUGGACUAGGGUCAUGAGAUCGCGCAUUGGUGUGACUUUGCGCAUCGUUAAUUUGAUGAACUACGGCUUGAACACUUUUGUACGUGGGAUUUCCGAGCAACCACUUUUACUUCCCAGUUCAUGAGAAAAGUGUUACUGUAUCAGACAAGACUACCUUCAUUUCAAGUGCUUGCUAUUCUACUGGCAUUUGCAUAUGUGCCAACCAUUCAGAACCUGUAACAUGUAACUGUAAAACUAAGAUUUACUGUAGCGUAAAUGAACCUUUUGACAGAGUUUGUACUUCAAUAGAUAUGAUAUCUUGCUUCCAACCGGACCUUUUUUUUAUGUGGUCUUUGCAUGUACUAAUGCAUUUGCGUUUAUUGUGGUAAUAGUAAUAAAACAUUUAAAGAAUAAAA
This is a messenger RNA of Penaeus chinensis, 8090 nucleotides long. It is a transcript of the gene mib2, whose product is annotated as E3 ubiquitin-protein ligase MIB2-like. Lineage: Eukaryota; Metazoa; Arthropoda; Malacostraca; Decapoda; Penaeidae. Gene Ontology annotation, cellular component: cytoplasm. Gene Ontology annotation, molecular function: ubiquitin-protein transferase activity; protein binding. The record is from RefSeq and is a predicted model, not a curated record. The transcript is spliced from 14 exons. Bases 127 to 2430 code for a protein of 767 amino acids. Gene Ontology annotation, biological process: protein ubiquitination.